Messenger RNA from Effrenium voratum, 476 nucleotides. The record is from the annotation of a GenBank genome assembly. NCBI's taxonomy places the organism in Eukaryota, Dinophyceae, Suessiales, Symbiodiniaceae.
AUGGCGCAGAGGGGCGGUCAAGUCCACACGCCGGGGCUGGUGGUGCCGCGCAUGUCCAUGUGCAAGGAGCUGGUGGAGCUGCUGUCGGACUGGUCCCAGCGCCUGAUCCGCCUGCCCCAGGCGGCCGACAUCGAGGUCCCCGCCUUCAAGUCCGAUGUGGAGGGUGUGGAGCCUGUGGCCGCAGCACUGGAGACGGCGCACCGCGCGGUGUAUCGCUGCCGCAGCCUAGGGGUGGUGUCGGCGGAGGAGCUCGCGAAGCUGAGCCGGCCCGCCAUGUGCCUGCAGGUGGAGGUCGGCUUUUCGCCCCUCAUAGAUUUGGAGGAAGAGCUCACGGACACGGGGCUCCUCUCCCUCUUGGACAUGCCUUCGGGCGUUCUUUGGGCCAUCCAGGACGUGCACGCCCUGCACAGCGCCGCCCUGAACAAGUCCGACGGGGUGCUGGUGGUGGUUGAUGCCUCGAAGCACGACGUGCCGCA